UCCCUUUACAGUCAGUUUCGUUCUUCUGUGUUGCAGGAGAUGUGACACUUCCUGAAAGUGCUGUACAAUGUGUCAGCGCCGUGUAUGUGUGAUCGUGCGUUCGGAUCGUAGGGCACUGCACCGACUGUAAUGUAAAGACUUCCCCAAGCCCAGCUCGACCAGAUCCGGGAGGUUUGUUGAGCAAUACAACUUUGAUGGCUUCCGAAGAAAGCUGUGGUGUCAGAUCAAGUGUGCUCAUUCGCCAAGAUAGCUCCAGCACAUCACUCUCUCUAGGGUUUGACCCUUAUCAAGCUGGAUUAAAUCUUCAGUUUGUUGAACCAUUAGAAGAUAGGUACAAAUGUGUCACUUGUUCAUUCGUUCUUUGCAAUCCUUACCAGACUGGAUGUGGACAUCGAUUUUGUGAAAAUUGCAUUGCAGAAUUAUUAGAGACUAAACCUAUUGCUGUUUGCCCCAUUGAUCAUGAAAAAAUUAUUGAAAAUUGGAUAUUUAGAGAUAAUUGCUGCAAGAGGGAAGUUUGGAAUUUGAUGGUUUACUGUAAAAAUGCACCAGACUGUAACGUAAAAGAAUCAUUUGGACGUUUAGGGGAUCACCUUAAGAAAUGCCAGUUUGAAACUGCAGCAUGCAUAAAUGGUUGUGAUGCUAUCUUGCAAAGAAAAGAUUUAACUGGACAUUUGCAAACAGUGUGUGAAUAUAGAGAAGAAGCCUGCCAAUAUUGCAAAGUGAAACUGAUCUUUAAAAACAUUAAGGAGCAUGAAGGCAUUGCAUGUCCAAAAUAUCCUAUUCAAUGUACAUACAAUUGUGGUGAAAGUUUCUUAAGAAGUGAGCUUGACACACACCUGACGAAAUGUCCAGAAGCUGAAGUGGAAUGUAGUUACAAAAAAUAUGGUUGCCAUGUCAGGGAAAAGCGGAGGAUGGUAAAGGAACAUGAACAUUCUUAUUUAAAUGAACAUUUGUUGCUUGUUGUUACAAACAAUACAAGAUUAGAAGAACAGAUUUUAGACCUAAAACUAACUUUAUGCAGAAGAAAUCAAGCCAUCACUCAAUUAGAAGAGCAAAUCAGCAAACUUGACAUUGAGAUUAAACAAUUAAGUGGGCACGUUUCUAAAAAUGAUGAUGAAGUUGCAAAAACACAGAAAAUGCUGGCUGGGCAUGCUGACAAAAUCAUAACCAUUGAGCAGCAGUCACAACAACUUUGCAGAAGAUUAGAUCAAGAAGGAAAAAAUGAAAUCUCAGAGCUGAAGGAAAUCAUUAAUGUUUUGAAGGAAAAAGUGGAACGUACUGAAAAUAACAUGGCGUCACUAGUCACUUUUGAGCCCUGUCUGAAGCAACAUGAAUUAUUGCUAAGUGCUCAUAAGAAACUUCUGGAAAAGAAUAAUGAAAGAUUUCAAGUUUUAGAAGCCACUGGCUACAAUGGCAAACUGAUUUGGAAGAUCUGCAAUUAUAAAACGAGAAAGCAGGAAGCAGCAGAGGGACGCACUCCUUCACUUUUUAGCCAGCCCUUUUACACUAGCCGCUGUGGAUAUAGGUUGUGUGCUAGAGCAUAUUUAAAUGGAGAUGGAACAGGUAAAGGGACGCACCUAUCUUUGUUUUUUGUGGUUAUGAAAGGUGAUUAUGAUUCUCUGUUGUUGUGGCCGUUCAAGCAGAAGGUCAGCCUCGUACUGCUUGACCAGGGUCCAAAGAAGAAUCACAUUGUAGAGCUCUUUAAGGCUGAUGCCAGCAGCACAAGCUUUCAAAGACCAAUUUCAGAAAUGAAUAUCGCAUCUGGGUGUCCAAGGUUUGUGUCUCAUACUGUACUUGAAGGUGGGAAAACUGCAACUUUUAUCAAAGAUGAUACAUUGUUCAUCAAAGUCAUUGUAGAUUUAUCUGAUCUUGAAGACCCAUAAAAGCAUUUCCAAAAAAUGAUAACUAUUUAUGUAAUUUAGGGAAGAAAUUUGCACAUGAAUUAAAGGAAUGAAUCUACAUUGCUCAACAUUGAGAAAUUGUCAGCGAUUGUAAUCAGAGGUAUAUAUUUGUAUUUUGUCAAUAUUUCUAUUUUUAUAUUAAACACAGUUAUCUUAUUCA
Messenger RNA from Carcharodon carcharias (great white shark), 2061 nucleotides. Its product is annotated as TNF receptor-associated factor 5-like. The transcript has 11 exons. Gene Ontology annotation, cellular component: plasma membrane signaling receptor complex. Lineage: Eukaryota; Metazoa; Chordata; Chondrichthyes; Lamniformes; Lamnidae. Gene Ontology annotation, molecular function: tumor necrosis factor receptor binding; thioesterase binding; zinc ion binding. Gene Ontology annotation, biological process: protein K63-linked ubiquitination; positive regulation of canonical NF-kappaB signal transduction; tumor necrosis factor-mediated signaling pathway. The record is from RefSeq and is a predicted model, not a curated record. Bases 195 to 1883 code for a protein of 562 amino acids.